AUGCCUCAUGCAACGGAGCAAAAAGACAGAGAUCGUCACAUAGCAACCCAGGAAAAAGAAGACGGCAAAGACUCUUUGGCUCUGUUGCCUGGCAUUUCUAAAGAAACAUUGCAGGAGUUGAAAAACCUGUUGAGAGAGAGCCCACUGCUGAAUAUGAGGGCCAGGAACCGUGGUAAAGCUGGCAAAACCAUCUCCCAUACGCUGCUACUGAAGCCUAGUAGAUGCCCGGAAACGGCUCCUCCUCAUCUGAGGGGAGAUGACAAGGCAGUCCCUGCGGUGCACAUGCAUGCAGCAGGGCAGGAAGACAAGCCACAGCUGCUCCUCAGCUCUGGCGGGCUGGAGAACGAGCAAGCCAAAGUUGAGGCAACGCAGCAUCCUGCUGAGGAGCAACAGACACCUUCCCCAAGUGUGGGCAGUGCUCCAGGCGCUACAUUUCAGCGCAUGCCUGAAGAUCACAGAAGAGAUUCUGGUGUAAAACAUCCUGGCUUUCCCAUCCCUCUUUACUUGGUCUCUGAAAUCGAACGCAUUGAAGAACAGAUCGCCCGGGACAACAUACAUUUUGUCAGAUUUGAAGCAACCGACCUUCAUGGCGUGUCCAGGUCAAAGACCAUUCCUUCUCGGUUUUUCCAGACCAAAGCUAUCCAUGGUGUUGCCAUGCCUAGAGGCCAUCUUGAACUGACCCUGAAUCCGAAGGAUAAUGAAAUAAACCACAUAAGUGCAAGUAAUUUCAACUGUGAUAUAAUCCUGAGUCCGGAAUUAUCAACCUUUCGGGUUUUACCAUGGACUGAACACAUGGCGAGGGUGAUAUGUGACUCCUUCACUGUAAUAGGGAAGCCCCUGUUGACUUCGCCCAGGUACAUUGCCAAGCAACAGCUGAGACAGCUCCAGGAGAGCGGCUUGGCGCUAUACUCCGCCUUCUCUUACGAGUUCUGUAUUUACGGCAUUGCCGAAAUGGUCAAUUCAAAGACAAUAUCUUUUCCUGCUGCAACCCUACUAAACAACCACAACCAGUCUUUCAUUCAGGAACUCAUUGAUGGGAUGUAUCAUACUGGGGCAAAUAUUGAGAGCUUCUCCUCUUCCACCGGGCCUGGGCAAAUGGAGGUCUCUUUUCACCCAGAGUUUGGCCUGGGUGCAGCGGAUAGCGCUUUCACUUUCCGAACGGGCAUUAAAGAAGUGGCCAAAAAGUACAGCUAUAUCGCCAGCUUUUUCACCGAGAACGGAUUCUGCAACUCAGGCAUCCUCUCCCAUAGCCUUUGGGACAAUGCUGGGCAGAGUAACUUGUUUUCUACAGUUUCAGAUCCCCCAGAAUUCUCCAGUACAGGGAAGAAUUGGCUUGCUGGACUCCUGGAGCAUUCUGCAGCUCUCAGCUGUCUAAUGGCUCCGACUCUUGGCUGCCGUAAACGCUACAGCGCCUACAGCAGGGGUUCAAAGGAGAGAACCUUUGCCAAGUGGUCCUGCAAUGACAACAAUUGUGCUUUUAACAUCAAGGGUCAUGGGGAAAAGGGAACUCAGAUAGAAAACAAGCUGGGCUCAGCCGCAGCAAAUCCUUACCUGGUGCUGUCUGCGACAAUUGCCGCGGGCCUGGAUGGCAUAAGGAGAGAACUCAGUUUCCAGGAGCCACUGGAGGAGAGCCAGAGUUCUGCUCGCUUUGGAGCUGCCACAAUCCCACUGAAACUGGAAGAUGCACUUGUCGCGCUUCAGGAAGAUGAGUGCAUCAGGGAAGCUCUCGGUAACAACUUUGUCCGGUAUUUUGUGGCCAUGAAACAGUAUGAGAUGGAAACGGAAGCAAUGGAUGUGGAAAGGAAUAAAUUCUUGGAAUAUUUUAUCUGA
Messenger RNA from Varanus komodoensis (Komodo dragon), 1830 nucleotides. It is a transcript of the gene LGSN, whose product is annotated as lengsin, lens protein with glutamine synthetase domain. Gene Ontology annotation, cellular component: cytoplasm; membrane. The record is from RefSeq and is a predicted model, not a curated record. Gene Ontology annotation, molecular function: glutamine synthetase activity. The transcript is spliced from 4 exons. Lineage: Eukaryota; Metazoa; Chordata; Lepidosauria; Squamata; Varanidae. The coding region runs from base 1 to 1830 and encodes 609 amino acids.